UAUAUAUAUAUAUACAUCCAUCUCGUGCAACUUCAGAAUAGUUUCAUAAUAACCAAUGCUCAUUUUACAUCCGUAACUUACUACUGUCGCUGAUUGGUGUCGGCUCUCCAGCCACUUCUACCGCGACAAAGAAACAAAGAUGGCUGGGGGGCGGCAGAUCAUUGUACGCUGUACGCUGUAUUUCUCCCCGAAAGAACAACCAGCUCUCUUAUCUCCACCUCACAGCCAUCCUUUUUUCUUUCUCUCUAUUUAUUUUAUUUUCAUCUUUCUUGCUGGAGCUGGGUUAAUAAUACAUAUAUACUCAUUGCUCCAUGGUCUAUCACGUUGGUUUGCAUUGCAGCGAGCCACACACACUCCUCCGUGUCUCGUCCGUUGUUGGCUGUCCAAGCUGCCCGCCAAUCGUCUGCGACCAACACCGCGCUGGGGUCAUUUCUUCCUAUUUAACGAUUUAACGGCCAACAAAUACCGUCAUAGGGCGGGCUUAGCUACCUUGUUCGUCUGCUUUGCCUUCGCCGCCGUUUUUUUCUCUUCUCUUUCUCAGCUUUAACAACCCCCUUCUACGGCUUUGUUCUGCGGUUCUGGCCUCUGAAGAAUUAUAUACCCUAUCUAUUAUCACCGUCUAAGCGAGUUUUUGAUGUCUGGCCGUUGAUCUUCGCCGCCCUACAUACCCCGGAGCGCAUUGCCUAGACAUCAUCAGAAAAGAACCUCCGAAUCCGCUCGAGAAAUGUGCGUUUGCGGCUUGCCUUCAUAAGCUACGGCUCACGGGAGAUAUUUCUGAAUACUCUUCUGUCCUGGCUUAGUAUAUAGAAACACCCCCCCCCCCAAUUGGGUGCGCCUGAGGCUGCUCAGGUGUUGAAGCAAGCUGUGGCAGGGAGUUUGAGAUUGAUUGACUGGCAAAAUGGCGACCAUUUCAUCAUCCCGUAGACAGUCAGUGCCUGCUCCUGGCCGAAGACAAGCUUCUUAUUCCGACCAGAAACCGAUCAAUGGUGUGGAGAACAAUGCUCCAUUCACAGACAACCGAUAUCCUGCCAAACGGGCUACCUCGUACAGCUAUGCCAAUCAUGCUCCUGUCCUCCCUACAGCCCCAGAUGUUCCGCGUCCCAUUCCCUCUUCCUUCAGAAACUCUUUCAAUGCUGGGCCGUCGCGUCGGUUCGGCGAAGAGCCAAAGCCAUUCGCAGUGCGGGCUAAAGAACUACAAAUAGAGGGAGCUCUGGAUGGGCUGGAUCACAUUUCUCCAGCAAACAGUGCUUCUUGGGUAGAAUCCCAACGACAACUGAAUGAAGAAACAGGAUCUCAAGGAGGCAGGAUAUCUCCUCAUAUCGACCUGCAAAACGUGACCAUUCGCAAGCCGAGGAAUAAUAAACGGGCAAAAAACACUCCCCUUCCAGAUUCCGCCCCGCCGCCUCAAUCCAAUUCAUCGCUAUCGCCGCAAAGUACAAGAAGCAAUUCGCUGAAUCACAGGAGGGACAUACAUAUGCGACGUGAUUGGGCUCCCGAGAAGUCUCCACUACAAAAGCUAGAAUUCACGCUGAAAGAUUUCAGUAAAGAGGAGAAACGUGCUAGGGUGGAGGAAGCUGAGAUGCUUCUCAGGGAGGCAAAGGCCGGUCGUCGAAGUCGCCAAACCAGCCGCGAUAUAACGCCAACUUCGCAGGCAAGCACAGUCCGCAGACCAAAAAGCACCACAGACCCUUCAAACCUGGAGGAAACAGGCUUAGUCCGGAGUUUGAGUGCCAAGCAACGUGAUAGAUUGCAACAUAGCGCUGUUAUAGACUCAACAAAGCCUGAUGCUAAGCGUUUCUCAAAGGACGGCCGUGGAGGCUUCGAAUAUGAAGAGUACCCGCUGCACGAGAAUCAACAACAGCCACCACUAAGCCAAGAGCCGGUGCUCAAUGAGCAGUAUGAUGUUCCACGAAAUACUGAGCGACAGCGGGGUUGGGAACUUAGUGACACAAGAACGACAACAGCACGGACCGCAGAUCAAAGAAUGAACGAUGCUGCUACGUUACAGAAAACCCAGAUUCCAUACAAUCGCAUCCCUGAUGAUCAAGAGGACGCGAACCACCUCUCCCAACAGACAGCCAUACCUCAACCUCAACCCCAAAACUCCGGAACCGUGCAGCGCAGCAAUAGCCGCAAGUUGCAGAAGCCGCUACCACGGAACCUCAAUCCCCAAUUACUAGUGGAUCCUCGUGAGCAGAGGAGAGCAUUCCCACCGGCUAUCGCAUCAUCAUCAUCAGCUCCAGUCAACCAAGACAUCCGACCGGCUACCAAUCGCAACGUUUCGUCUAACAGCAAGGCAGGAUCGGAUAGGCUAGAUGCUGGGAACAAUAACACCCCUUCCAACGUGGGCCUUGGCCUGAGCAAUACGACACCCCCUCAAACCUCUAUGUCCGUAAACCACCCUCAGCCCACCAGGAAUGGCAAGGGAAAACAGCACAGCGUCUCUUUUGCUGUGCCUCCCGCAACACCACCGCCAGUAUCGGAGUGGAAGAAUGCAGACGUUGGGAGGCUGCGUUUAGCAGAUUUUGACCUUCGAGAUAUCGAUGUCAAGAAGACUUGGUGGGAAGGUGGUGGGUCGGGCAGGCAACGAAGGGGCAAUUCGGUUUCUGCUGGUCAACAACAACAGCACCCGUCGAAGUCGAAACUCAAAAACAACACGCCAUUUAACCCACCCUUGUACCUAGAAUGUGGGCCACUCCUCAGGUACACUGGGAUGAAAUGGGAGCAAAAAGAUGGAGUUAAUGGGCCUAUUGAGCAGGAGGUAUGGAGAGGGAGUAUUAUGAUAGUCACUAAGGACUCUGCGUCGGACUACAAGGAACCCCCAACACUUCGGUUUUUCUCUCAGCCUAUGAGCUUGCUUCCACCUCCGCCAACUGAGAUUAGCGGGGAGAAUGGUGAACUUGCGCCAGAGUAUGUGGAUCCAAUUGCCGGCCUCACCAAGCUUGGACGAAAUGGCAAGCUACUCUACGUGAAGCCCGUAGACCAUCUUGAAGAAGCCAAAGACCUCUCCUUCAUUGAAGACGACGACGGGCUCUUUGAAGUAUCGCCUAGCCCUAUCGACUAUACCGCGAGCAAUCAAGUUUCGCAACCCCCAAAUGCGCGAAUCAAAGAGAAAGAUGGGGAGUCGGUAGGUAAAUACAGAGAAAUUAAGGGGGCACGUCUCUACGCAGAUCCCGCGAGGGACGUGACGUUCUGGCGAUUCAAUCUCGAGAUUGAGCUGGGCAACUGGCAACAGAGGAUUGCGUAUCGGAUCAACCAGGGCUCCGCGGUUGGAUUCUGGGUCCCUGCCAAGGGCCAGUCAAUGAACAUCAUGUUCCACAGCGGCAACGGGUUCAGCGAAUCAGCCGAUCGCGACAAGUUCAGUGGGCCUGACCCCCUUUGGCGAGAUGUUCUAAACACACACCAAACGCUCCCGUUCCAUGUUAUGGUAGGCGGAGGCGACCAGAUAUACAACGACUCGGCUCUGUUUGACACAGAACAUUUCCGCUGUUGGAUGGGCCUACGCGUCCCAUAUGAAGAACGGUAUCAUCCAUUCAAUCUUGACAUCAAAUCCGAAAUGGAGAACUUUUAUCUUCAGCAGUAUCUGAAAUGGUUCUCGCAUGGGCUGUUCAGUAUGGCCAAUUCCCAGAUCCCGAUGGUGAAUAUGUGGAAUGACCAUGACAUUGUACCCGGUUAUGGCUCUUUUCCGGAUCAGCUUAUGAGAUCACCCGUCAUGUCUGGGGCGGGCGAGUUGGCAUUUAAGUAUUAUCUGCUUUUCCAACAUCAGAGUGUGCCCGAGGAGACAGAUUUGGAUGAACCGAGCUGGUUGUUCGGUGCAAAUCCUGGUCCUUAUAUCGGGCAGCGGAGCAGGAGUGUUUUUAUGAAUAUGGGCAAGCGAGUAGCGUUUUUGGGAGUUGAUUGUCAAACUGAGCGCACGAAAAACGAAGUGCUCAUCGAUGAUUCUGCUGACCUCAUAUUCACUCGCUGUCAUGACCAAAUUAUGAAGGGGGAAACAAAGCACUUGAUCGUGCUUUUAAGCGUACCUAUCGCGUAUCCACGCCUGGUGUGGCUUGAGAACGUUUUGUCCAGUCGGGCGAGCUAUCCUGUAAAGGCACUUGGGCGGGCGGGAAUAUUUAGCAAUUUACGAGAUAGGUUCGAUGUAGACACGGAAACGAUUGAUAGCCAGUGGACCUCGAAGGCGCAUAAGCUUGAGCGCGGCUGGCUGAUCGAGGAUCUCCAAGAACUCGCUGCGGAGAAAUCUGUGCGAAUCACUAUACUCGGAGGCGAUGCUCAAGUCGCGGCAAUCGGACAGUUCUACUCCAACCCAAAGCUGCAGAUCCCCAAAGAUAAAGACUACAGAUACAUGCCUAAUGUGAUAUCUUCGUCGAUUGUCAAUGCGCCCGCCUCGGAGAUGAUGGCGGAUGCUCUCAAUAAACGUAACAAGCUUCACUUUUUAGAUACGAAGACGGUCGAGGACAUGCGAGCAAUAUUUGCGUUUGAUGUUGAUGGAAAGCCGCGAAACAACAAGCGCCUUCUUCCCAGAAGGAACUGGUGUUCUAUUCGAGAAUAUGCUCCUGGGUCUACUCCGCCUCAGACACCGACGGAAUCAGAACCGCCCACCCCGUCUGCGGGCCGUCCUGGAAAGUUGAUGAGAUCCCUAUCCCUAUCUAGAGGCGAUGGAAGGCCUUCAGCUCUCCUUCGGAAACUAUCUCAGCGCGGCGGUCCCCCACCGUCUCGCAGCCUCUCGUUGCGCGGACUGGAGAAGCGCCGCAUGAGCUACGACGGGCUCCCCUCUACCGCAGCACAAGCAAAAGAUAGUUACUUCCCGCCCCAACCCCAAAGGCCCAUGACGGCUGGAAACCAACAACAAACCGACGAUCCAGCACAGCAUCCACGACCGGGGAGUAAUUUCCUCCGCCGUCGCACCGACCUAUCCGCCAAGGAGAUUAAACGUGAAGCGAAGGGUGGAGCCUUCGUUUUGCAGAACUUCAUAAACCUGGAGGGAGGGCUUGAUAUCACCUUGAACUGCGAGACGAAUUCGCGGGACCCGGCGGGAAUCACAAGUCCGUAUCGAGUGCUGGUGCCUGCGCUAUGGUUUGAGGGGCCAUUUGAACCGAGUGAACCGCGGGAGAAGAAGCGUUGGUGGAAGAUUGGCGGGAGGAAGAAGCAAGAGCAGGAGGAGCAGCAGGAACAGCAGGGGCAGGAGGAUGGGGAUGGCGGCGCGGCACCGGAUAUGGGGCAGCUGGGUUAUGGCAAUGGGCAUGGGCAUGGGCAUGGGCCUAGUCAUGGCCGGGGACUCGAGCAGGAGCCGGACCGGGAACAGGUACUCAGCCGUGCUGGGGAAGGUUAUCAGAGACGACGGUAUGAUGAUGAUGGGUAUGGGCAGGGGGAGGAGGAACCUCAUCCCCACCAAGGUCAAGAUAAUGAUGAAUAUGAUGAAUAUGAUGAUGAUGACGUCGGAUUACCACCGCUCCCACCACCUCCCCAGCCGGGAUACAGCGGGGUGGAUGCGUAUAAGCCGAGGAAGAAGUGGCUUGGGAUCAUUUAGCGGUUUUGUGGUCGUUUUGUUAUCUUUCUUUUUCUUCUGCUUCUUCUUCUUCUUUCUAUAUUUAUAUUUAUAUUUUGUUUUCCUAUUCUGGUUUGCUCUCUUCUGUGCUUUUGGUUUGAUAUGGAGGAAUUUGAGGGUUACAAGACAACUAGUUCAGGUAUUAUUUUCUUUGCUUUUCUUUCAUGCUGUACCUAACUUGUUAACUACUGGCUGGAUACCAACACGCAAAUUUUCGAAUAUACUCUUUUCAACUCAAGAGAGUGUUUUUAUUUUAUUUAUUUUAUUGCCUUGUCCUAUGCCUAUUCCCCAACACCAACCUCCUUUAUACUAAUAUUCCAGGCACAUUAUCAUAUGUGCGAGUAAAAGCAAUGAUCAUUGUAUCACAUAUUCUGAAUCUCCUUGAACACAUCCGGCCAUUCCAUCCUGUCUAAAUAGCUGAUAUCUCGGUAUUUUUUUGACGCUUGGUAACAUACAAAAGAGGCCUGGCCAUGGCGAGGGGGAAGAGUCAACACAAACAGUGUUGAAGAGUCACUCACCCGCC
This is a messenger RNA of Blastomyces dermatitidis ER-3, 6068 nucleotides long. RefSeq lists its product as uncharacterized. Gene Ontology annotation, cellular component: membrane. Bases 899 to 5527 code for a protein of 1542 amino acids. Lineage: Eukaryota; Fungi; Ascomycota; Eurotiomycetes; Onygenales; Ajellomycetaceae. The record is from RefSeq and is a predicted model, not a curated record. The transcript has 6 exons.